This is a messenger RNA of Chionomys nivalis (European snow vole), 4857 nucleotides long. RefSeq names its product adaptor related protein complex 3 subunit delta 1 (gene Ap3d1). Bases 260 to 3862 code for a protein of 1200 amino acids. Gene Ontology annotation, biological process: anterograde synaptic vesicle transport; protein targeting to vacuole; Golgi to vacuole transport. The transcript is spliced from 31 exons. Gene Ontology annotation, cellular component: presynaptic endosome; terminal bouton; AP-3 adaptor complex. NCBI's taxonomy places the organism in Eukaryota, Metazoa, Chordata, Mammalia, Rodentia, Cricetidae. The record is from RefSeq and is a predicted model, not a curated record.
CACCGCCAUCUUGGCCGCCAUUUGCGAACGGCCCUGAGCUCGGAGGCGAGGGGGCUGUAGCAGCGGGGCCGCCUUGGCCGCCCCUCUCCUCAGACUGGUCUCGGGCCGCGGCCGUCGCUCUGGCCUCCACGUCACCCGCUCCGCGGCGGCCGGAAGCGCAGCGCAGCGCGCGCCCGAGGUGUGAUCGCCGCGUCCCCGCGCCUCCCAGGGCCGAGGCGGCGGCGUUCCCCUCGGAGGCCGCAGCUCGCGGGCCGCCGCGAUGGCCCUCAAGAUGGUCAAGGGCAGCAUCGACCGCAUGUUCGACAAGAACCUGCAGGAUCUGGUGCGCGGCAUCCGCAACCACAAGGAGGACGAGGCCAAGUACAUCUCUCAGUGCAUCGACGAGAUCAAGCAGGAACUGAAACAGGACAACAUCGCUGUGAAGGCCAACGCUGUCUGCAAGCUCACCUACUUACAGAUGCUUGGGUACGACAUCAGCUGGGCUGCCUUCAACAUCAUUGAAGUCAUGAGCGCCUCCAAGUUCACAUUCAAGCGUGUCGGCUACCUUGCCGCCUCCCAGUGCUUCCACGAAGGCACCGAUGUCAUCAUGCUGACCACCAACCAGAUCCGCAAGGACCUGAGCAGCCCCAGCCAGUACGACACUGGAGUGGCACUGACUGGUCUGUCCUGUUUUGUCACCCCAGAUCUUGCCAGAGACCUGGCAAAUGACAUCAUGACCCUGAUGUCUCACACGAAGCCGUAUAUCAGGAAGAAGGCAGUCCUGAUCAUGUACAAAGUGUUCCUCAAGUACCCCGAGUCGCUGCGUCCCGCCUUCCCCCGGCUCAAGGAGAAGCUGGAAGACCCAGACCCAGGGGUGCAGUCUGCAGCUGUUAAUGUUAUUUGCGAGCUAGCACGUCGCAACCCUAAGAACUACCUGUCCUUGGCCCCGCUGUUUUUCAAGCUCAUGACAUCCUCCACCAACAACUGGGUCCUUAUCAAGAUCAUCAAGCUGUUCGGCGCCCUGACUCCCCUGGAGCCCAGACUGGGCAAGAAGCUGAUCGAGCCUCUCACCAACCUCAUUCACAGCACCUCUGCCAUGUCUCUGCUGUACGAGUGUGUGAAUACCGUGAUUGCAGUGCUCAUCUCAUUGUCUUCGGGCAUGCCCAACCACAGUGCCAGCAUCCAGCUCUGCGUUCAGAAGUUGAGGAUACUGAUUGAAGACUCAGACCAGAACCUAAAGUACCUGGGGCUGCUGGCCAUGUCUAAAAUCCUGAAGACACACCCCAAGUCCGUGCAGUCCCACAAGGACCUGAUCCUGCAGUGCCUGGAUGACAAGGAUGAGUCCAUCCGCCUACGUGCCCUCGACCUGCUCUAUGGAAUGGUGUCCAAGAAGAACCUGAUGGAGAUUGUGAAAAAGCUGAUGACCCACGUGGACAAGGCCGAGGGCACCACCUACCGCGAUGAGCUUCUCACCAAGAUCAUUGACAUCUGCAGCCAGUCCAACUACCAGCACAUCACCAACUUCGAGUGGUACAUCAGCAUCCUUGUGGAGCUGACAAGACUGGAGGGUACCCGCCAUGGCCAUCUCAUCGCUGCACAGAUGCUGGAUGUGGCCAUCCGUGUCAAGGCCAUUCGCAAAUUUGCUGUGUCCCAGAUGUCUGCACUGCUUGACAGUGCCCACCUGGUGGCUAGCAGCACCCAGCGCAAUGGCAUCUGUGAGGUGCUCUAUGCUGCUGCUUGGAUCUGUGGGGAGUUCUCAGAGCACCUACAGGAGCCCCAGCAAACUCUGGAGGCCAUGCUGCGGCCCAAGGUCACCACACUGCCCGGCCACAUCCAGGCUGUGUAUGUGCAGAACGUGGUAAAGCUGUACGCGUCCAUCCUGCAGCAGAAGGAGCAGGCCGCCGACACGGAGGCUGCACAGGAGGUCACCCAGCUGCUGGUGGAGCGGUUGCCGCAGUUUGUGCAGAGUGCUGACUUGGAGGUGCAGGAGCGGGCAUCCUGCAUCCUGCAGCUGGUCAAGCAUGUGCAGAAGCUGCAGGCAAAAGGUGUGCCGGUGGCUGAGGAAGUGAGCGCCUUGUUCGCUGGUGAACUGAAUCCCGUGGCCCCCAAGGCUCAGAAGAAGGUCCCAGUUCCUGAAGGCCUAGACCUGGAUGCCUGGAUCAAUGAGCCACCUUCGGACAGUGAGUCUGAGGAUGAGAAACCCAAGGCCAUCUUCCAUGAAGAGGAGCCAAGGCACACACGGCGCCGGCAGCCUGAGGAGGAUGAGGAGGAGCUGGCGCGGCGACGAGAGGCCCGGAAGCAGGAGCAAGCCAACAACCCUUUCUACAUCAAGAGCUCCCCGUCCCCACAGAAGCGAUACCAGGACACACCAGGCGUAGAGCAUAUUCCCGUGGUACAGAUCGACCUCUCAGUGCCUCUGAAAGUUCCAGGCAUGCCCAUGUCAGACCAGUACGUAAAGCUGGAGGAGCAGCGGCGGCACCGGCAGCGGAUGGAGAAGGACAAGAAAAGGAAGAAGAAGGAGAAGGGCAAGCGCCGCCACAGCUCUCUGCCCACAGAGAGUGAUGAGGACAUCGCCCCUGCCCAGCGCGUGGACAUCGUCACCGAGGAGAUGCCUGAGAAUGCUCUGCCUAGUGAUGAGGAUGACAAAGACCCCAAUGACCCCUACAGGGCGCUGGACAUUGACUUGGAUAAGCCCUUGGCUGACAGUGAGAAGCUGCCUGUCCAGAAACACAGGAAUGCUGAGGCUGUGAAGUCCCCAGAGAAGGAAAGUGUCCCCACUGUAGAGAAGAAAAGCAAGAAGCCCAAAAAGAAGGAGAAGAAGCCCAAAGAGAGAGAGAGAGAGAAGAAGAAGGACAAAAAGGGCGAGGACUUAGACUUCUGGCUGUCCACCACUCCACCACCUGCUGCUGUCCCCGUUCUUGCCCCAUCCACGGAAGAACUUGCUGUGAGUACUGUCACCCUGGCUAAGGACGAGGGUGAGGGACUCAGGAGAGAGGAGCUGGAGGACGAGGAGGACAACAUGGAUCAUGACCAGGAAAGGAAAUCAUCCCGGCACAAGAAGAAGAAACACAGGAAGGAGAAGGAGGAGAGGCCACGAGACAAAAAGAAAGCCAAGAGGAAGCAGGCAGCGCCGCUGGAGAAUGGUGCAGCAGAGGAGGAGGAGCCCAUCCCGCCCAUGUCCAGCUACUGCCUUCUGGCUGAGAAUUCCUACAUUAAAGUGACAUACGACAUCCAAGCCAGCCUACAGAAGGACAGCCAAGUGACCGUGUCGGUCAUCCUGGAGAACCAGAGCAACAGCUUCCUGAAGAACAUGGAGCUCAACGUGCUGGACUCGCUCAACACCAAGAUGGCCCGGCCGGAGGGCUCCUCAGUGCAUGAUGGUGUGCCCGUUCCUUUCCAGCUGCCCCCUGGCGUCUCCAAUGAGGCCCAGUUUGUGUUCACCAUUCAGAGCAUCGUCAUGGCCCAGAAGCUCAAAGGCACACUGUCCUUCAUUGCCAAGGACGACGAAGGGGCCACCCAUGAGAAGUUAGACUUCCGACUGCACUUCAGUUGUAGCUCCUACCUGAUCACCACGCCCUGCUACAGCGAUGCCUUUGCCAAGUUGCUGGAAUCAGGAGACCUGAGCAUGAACUCUAUCAAAGUCGAUGGCAUUAGUAUGUCUUUCCAGAACCUCCUGGCAAAGAUCUGUUUCCACCACCAUUUUUCCGUUGUGGAGCGAGUAGACUCCUGUGCCUCCAUGUACAGCCGCUCCAUCCAGGGCCACCAUGUCUGCCUGCUGGUGAAGAAGGGUGAGAGCUCCGUGUCGGUAGAUGGGAAAUGCAGUGAUGCCACGCUGCUCAGCAGCCUGCUGGAAGAGAUGAAGACCACGCUGGCCCAGUGCUGAGUGACAGAGUCCAGGAUGCCCGACAGACCACAGACAGAUGUGAUGGGUCUUGCCUCUCCUCUCCUUUGUCAUGUGUACUGUCCCCACACCCAGCAUUAAUUUAAUGCCACCGGCCUCCACUGUGUGACUCUGAGGUCCUAUGUUGCAUCAACUUAUUUUAUUAUCCUUUUGUUAUUCUGACCCGCACUCCUUUGGCAAGAAAGGCCAUUCCAAUUCCAACCCUAGCCAGCAAGGGACUCCCAGCUCCACUCCCCAUUCUUGAAGAUGGCUGUGGGGACUCCAGGCUGGUGGGCCUCUGGGUUUUCAGCAAACGGUGGGACUGAUGUGUCCACACUCUUCUGCCCCCAUGCUGCCUCUGGAGGAACUCUUCCAGCUGCUGCUGUCCCCAAAUACCCUGACUGGUGGUGUCUGUGGAGAGGUGAGCAGGCCAGCUAUUACCACAUUUCUUGCUAUUGUCUGUGUGGCCAGAUGGAUGAAGUGUGCUUGUGGGUCAGCUCAGCUGCUGACAGCAGGGACAGCCCUUUGAUUUUCUUCUGUUCAACAGAAUUCUGGUGGGAUUCUGUUGAGGAGGUGGUCAGUGGAUGAGUGCAAUCCAUGCCCCUCAGUUUGUCACUACACAUCAUGGGUUUGUCUCUGCGCUGUGCCACAGCUGUGGAGGCCGAGUGCCUUGCAGUGGAGAGAGUGUGCAUCCUGGGAGCAUUCGCUGCUUACCCAGCCAUUCUGGGCAAGGUGAGGGACCCCAGCCUGGACACUCCCUAUAGCUGGGUAGCUGGGCACAAGCUGAGCCUUCCUCAUUGGUGGUGGUGGUCUGCAGACAUUCUGGCUCUUCCUUUGAGGACUGCUGUCACUUCAGCAUGUAGAGUACUCCGUCACCGACCCCAGUGACCCUCCAGCUCUAUGAUGUUCCAUGAUUGAUUUGCUGCCGACAUUCCCGUGUAAAGAGAGAUAUAUCACGCUGCUGAUGAUCAGUGUCACAAUGACCAAUAAAGAGUCGC